AUGAUUGACUAUCCCAACCACAAUGAUGAGCCGCGCCAACAGACGGACGCCCACGAGCUGCCGGCAACAGGCCGGAUCACGAGUUUUGCAGAUCGUCUUGACCUCCCCAGUGACACGGUAUUCCAUCUAGCGUGGGGAACCGCGCUGGGCGUCUAUCAGAAUAUCGAUGUAGUGACACUUGCCUGCUACACGAAUGAAACAGGUCGACGGUGCCAGGUCGCACGGCCCAGCGACAAGACCCUAACGGCGGCGCUGUGUGAAGUUGCCGCGACGGCAGAGCCGAUAGAUGAAAUCAGUCUAUGUCAGGCGGCGGUGCGUGUCAGCUCACACCUCGAGGAAGACGCAGCGGUGCCGCAUCCAAUGCUGGAGCUUGUGGUCCAAUCCAGGACGGAUCCAAUGACAGCUCAGCUCCAUUUCUCUGAGGGGGCCGUAACCCCCCUACAAGCAGAGGGGAUGCUGCGAGUCUUUUGUCGCGUUGUCGACGACAUUGUGUCCCAACCAGAGGCCACAAUGGGGGAUCUCCAGCUCUGGGGUCCCUGGGACCUCACCCAGUUGCGCCACUGGAGCCCCCCGGCGCCCCCGCGCGUAGAGGCGUGUGUUCACCGACUGAUUCUCAAUCAAGCCGCAGUCCAUCCCGAACGCUCCGCCGUGGUGGCCUGGGAUGGCACCUGGUCGUAUGCUGAGCUCGAGCACUUGUCCGCGCGCCUGGCAGCCCAUCUCGGGGCGCGGGGGGUAACUCGGUGUAGCCUGGUGCCCAUCUGCCAGAGCAACUCACGCUGGGUCGUGGUGGCGCGGUUGGCCGUGAUGCGAGUCGGCGCCGCGUAUCUCCAUUUGGACCCAACACACCCGCUGGACCGGCUACAGGCUAUUGGUCGGCUCACGCGGGCCACGAUCAUGCUGACCGACGAGGCUCAUGCGGACCUGGCCCGGCAGCUCGACCUCGAGGGGGUCCUUCUUGGCCCUGGCCAUCUUCCCCCGCAGACCGAUGAGUUUGUGGACGCUGCGGUGACCCCCGAGGACCCGCUCUACGUGGUGUGCACGUCCGGGUCGACCGGGAUUCCGAAAGCCGUACUCGUGGAGCACGGCGCCUUCUGCACCGCUGCCCGAACGUUGGGCCCAGCCCUUGGUCUGACGGCCACAUCGCGGGUUUUGCACCUAGCGAGCUUGGCCGUUGAUAUCAGCAACCGCGACGUUUUCAUGACGCUGAUCCACGGCGGAUGUGUUUGUAUGCCGCGGGACGGGGAGGCCUGGGAUGACGUGGCCGCCGUCUUUGCCCGGUACGAGGUCAACUGGGUCAGUAUGACCCCGUCCGUGGCGCAUAUGGUGGAGCCCGGGCGGCUGCCGCAGCUGCAAGCACUCGUGCUGGCCGGGGAGCGACCCACGGCCAGCGUCGUGUCCAAGUGGGCGCCGUAUACCAACCUAAUCAACGGCUACGGGUGCUCCGAAUGCGCUGCCGUGAGUGCCUUUGAGCCCCAUCUGCGUCCGUCUACCGAUCCACAGAGCGUUCGUAGUCACCGGGGUCACGCGACGCUUUGGAUCGUUGAUCCGGAUGAUCCCCAACGUCUGCAGCCCGUGGGUGCCGUGGGCGAGAUCGUUAUCGAGGCGGCUAGUGUCGCGCGGGGCUAUCUGGGACUAUCGGACCAAGCCCUGGACGUGUUCGUCGACGGCACCACGCUGCCAUGGCGAUCUUCCUUCCCCGACCACGCGCCGGGCGUGCGAUUUUACCGCACCGGAGAUCUGGGCCAGCACACCGGCGCCGGCACGCUUCGGGUCCUGGGCCGCAAGGACCACCAGGUGAAAAUCCGCGGCUUCCGGGUGGAGCUCGAGGAGAUUGAACGGGCGACGCAACCCUUGCUGCCCCAGCUGCACGGUGGGGUCGACGAUGUCGUGGUUGACUUGGUCCGGCUGCCAGGCGGUGCCGAGUCGACCCUCGUGGCCUUCCUGACCCAUCGCGCCGGCUCGGUCUCGUUGAAUGGGAAUGACCUUCAGGAAGGGUUGGACAUCGCGUACGAGCGACUCGAUUAUGCCAUUGCCAAUCUAACCCUCAUCGAAAACUCCCUCCGCUCCCGUUUACCAUCGUAUAUGAAGCCGGCUCUGGUCAUUCCCCUGGGUCACCCGCCGCGGACGAGAUCCGGCAAACUCGAUCGCCGCCGUCUCUGCCAGCUCGCUGCAGACAUCCCCCCCGCCGUCCUCACAAGAUGCCGCGGCAGCAGCAUCAGCUCGCCCGCCAGCCCGCUGGCUGACUCGGAGCGGCUGCUGCUGCGGCUCUGGAUGGAGGUGCUGCCGGAAGCCCCGGGGGGCUUCAGUGGUGCAGCGCAUUUCUUUCACUGUGGCGGUCAUUCCAUCGCGGCCAUGAGCCUAGUCGCCCAUGCACGAGAGUGUGGACUCUCCCUCACCGUUGCGGAUGUCUUCGCGCAUCCUGUCCUCGCGGACCUUGCCCGGGUCAUGCGGCCGGAGCGGGCCGAGUCGCCCCCGAUAGUUCCGUUUCAACUCCUCACGUCGACCGCGUGGUCUCUACAGCACCUUGCCGCCGAAUGCGGCGUGACGCCGGCCGAGGUUGAAGACGCAUAUCCUGCCACCGCUGUUCAAGAGGGCCUCCUGGUCCGCACGGCGCAGCGGCCGCACGAUUAUGUGGAUCAGAGAGCGUUUGCGCUGCCUGCCGACAUUGACCUCUCAAGGCUCGUUGACACAUGGAGGGCUGUAUCUAGUGCCAAUCCUAUUCUCCGCACACGACUGGCUCAGUUAGGCCCUGACGACAUGGUGCAGGUCGUACUCCACGCCCCCGUUGCCUGCCCGGUCGUCGAGGGCCCGCUGGACGACUACCUCGACCGAGACUGGGGCACUUCUUUCGGCCCGGGAACCGCACUGGUGCGUCUGGCCGUGGUCCAGGAGGAAGGUCGAGCAUUCUGCGUCCUAACUAUGCACCACGCCGUCUACGACCACUGGACCUUACCCCUCCUGCGACAGCAGCUCGAGGCGGCGUACGCGGGCCGGCCCCUGGAGUCCCGCCCAUUCAAUCACUUUAUUAGGCAUGUUGUCGACAGCCAGUCCAAAGCAGAGUCUUACUGGCGCGAGGCACUUGCGGAGAGCGAGGCUGUGCCUUUCCCUCCGCGACCCUCAGGACCGUGGACGCCCAUGGCGCAAUCAAGCGCCCAACAAUCGGUUCCCCUGUCCCCACACAACGGCCCCAGAGACUUCACAAUCUCAACGUGGAUCCAACUGGCAUGGGCCCUGACGGCCGCUCAGUACACCGGCGCGUCUGAGGUUGUAUUCGGAGUGAUGGUGUCUGGCCGUGAUGCCCCAGUACCAGGGAUCGACCGGACGACGGGCCCCACGAUUGCCACCGCCCCCUUGGCAGUGUGCCUGGCGCGCGGAGACACGGUCCGGCAAGCCUUGGAGUCGAUGCAGCGGCAGAUUCAGACUAUCAGUGACUUUGCACAGCUGGGGUUGGUGCGUAUUGCCCGGCUAGGAGCCGCCGCGGCGCAGGCGUGCCACUUCGAGACGCUGGUGUCCGUGCAGGUAGCAGAUCACACUGCAAAGCCCGCACAGCAAGAGAUUCUGGGUCAGACCCAUCAUCACCGUCGGGCCCUGCCGCGGGAGUAUGCGUUGGCUCUGGAGUGCACCAUCCACGAUGGCCAUGUCGCGGUGCGAGCGGAGUUUGACGACCGCGUACUACCGCACUGCCAGAUGGACCGCGUGCUGGGCCUAUUUGGCCACUUUCUGCAGAUAAUUAACAGGCAACAUGACCUGUCUCUGGCUGACCUACCGGUGCUCCCAUCCUCCGACAUGGCCGAGCUCUUACGUUGGAACGGGACCCUUCCCGAAUCGGCCCGGACGAGCAUCCCCGAGACAAUCCAGCAGCACAUCCGCACGAGCCCUGAGCGCCGGGCCGUGUACGCGUGGGACGGCUCUUUCAAUUACCGCGAGUUGCACUUCCAGGCCAUGCGCCUCGCGCGUCGGUUGGCCGCCGCCGGCAUGGGCCCCGGCUGCAUCAUCCCGAUCUGUAUGGAGAAGUCUCGCUGGACCCCCGCGGCUAUGCUGGCCGUACUGCUGACCGGCGCGGCGUUCGUGACACUGGAGCCCUCGCAGCCGGUGGCGUACCGGCAAACCAGUGCGCCCCUGGCGGCGGCGCUCGACCUACCCGCUGUGGUCCUGGUCGACCACGACGAUGCGGCCGGCACAGCAGCUGACUGGGUCGAUGCCAGCACGGCGGAUGCAACAGCCUACUUUGUUUUUACCUCCGGAUCCACUGGUAUGCCCAAGGGGAUUCUCGUGUCGCAUGCUGCCUUUUGCAGUGGCGUCCGCGAGAUGGGCCGAACCGGAAUCCUGAGCGCAGACACACGGAUCCUGCAACUCGCCUCUUAUGCUUUCGACAUCAGCGUGAUUGAGCAGCUGGCCACACUUAUUUUUGGUGGCUGUCUGGUAAUUCCAUCCGUCUCCCAGUGCCAGGAUGAUCUGGCGGGGGCCCUGCGCCACUUCCAGGCCGACACGCUGCUCACCACGCCCACCACGGCCCGUCUGCUGCAUCACCAGGCCACAGGCCUUCUCCGACAUCUAAUGCUAGGCGGGGAGCCCCUGUCGCUCGCUGAUCGGGAUUACUGGGUUCCCCGCCUGAAUCUGUGCCAUGGAUAUGGACCCGCUGAGUGCGCGGGCAUCCCGGUCACACAGUUGUCGUUGGACUCGCACGCGGACCCGCGUCGCAUCGGGCGAUCGACCACCGCCGGUUGCUGGAUUGUGGAUCCUGAGUCCCCCGACCGUCUGCUUCCCAUCGGGGCUAUCGGCGAGCUGCUGCUCGAGGGGCCGUCUCUGGCACGGGGCUACCUGGACGAUCCGCUCCGCACUGCGGCCAGCUUUCUCGACGCCCCCGCCUGGCUGCGCUGUCUCCGCCCUUCGGCGCGCCUGUACCGGACGGGGGACCUGGUGCAGUAUGCUCCUGAUGGGUCUCUACUAUUUGUCGCGCGCAAGGAUAAUCAGGUGAAGCUGCGCGGCCAGCGUGUGGAGCUGGGCCACGUCGAAACACACACGAUGGCUGCCUUUCCGGGCAGUCCACGCGCCGUGGCCGAGAUUGUGGAGCCUGCGGCAACUCCGGGACGCCCUGUCUUAGCGGUCUUUGUGCAGCGCGCGGCGGGUCCCUCCGCGUCGUUGGGCCCGGCCACCCUGGAGACCCCAUCGGGUGAGUUCCACGCCGCCGCUACGACGGCGUACACGGCUCUCGCAGCCCAGCUACCCAGGUACAUGGUCCCGGGCGUGUUCCUCCCAAUCACAAGCAUCCCAUGCGGAGCCACAGGCAAAGUCGACCGACGCACCCUCCGGGAGCUCGGGGCUCGUUUAUCCCGUGCAGACUGGGAAGCGUACCAGAGCCAGUCGAGCAAGAAGGAGGCGCCGUCAACCCCAACGGAGCAACACCUGCAGGAGUGCGUGUCGCAACUCCUAGACCUCCCACCGGACACGGUGGGCAUGAACGACCACUUCUUCCGACUCGGGGGGGACUCGCUGCACGCCAUGCGCAUGGUUGGUCUACUUCGUGAGCGCCACCUCGAUAUCCACGUGGCAGAUAUAUUUGCCAACCCAAUUCUUGAGGACCUCGCACGCCUGACCACGGCGCUGCUUCCCAAUGCAGACGUUGAUACGGGGCCGUUUGCGCUUGUCGAUAGCCCUGAUCUAUGGCCCUUGCGCCAAUCCGCCGCCGUACAGUGUCAGGUGUCUUGCGACGCCGUGGAGGAUGUAUAUCCGUGCACCCCCAUGCAGAAAGGGCUGUUUGCUCUCAGCCUGAAGUAUCCCGGUGCGUUCUGGGCCUGUGCGGACUACGAGGUGCCAGAUGAGCUCGAUUUUGUUCGCUUACAGGCCGCGUGGGCUGCGGUGGUGCAGGCACACCCCAUCCUGCGCACCCGCAUCAUCCGUCUUGAGACCGACGGCGAUCUGAUGCAGGCUGUGCUGCGCGAGGACGUCCUAUGGUCCGGACCAGUGCAGGACACGUCUCUGGUGGAGGGCGGCCCGCUGGCAUGCGCACGCUGGAUGCCGGAAUCCCGGCAAUUUCACCUAUCUUUGCAUCAUGCCCUCUACGAUGGCUUCUCCAUGAGACUACUCCACGCAGCACUACAGGAUGCCUAUCACGCAGCCACCGCCCCCCCUACUGUUUGUUCUUUCCGGCCCUUCGUGGAGUAUGUCCAGCGCAUUCCACCCGCUGAGGUUGAAGCAUCCUGGCGAGCGCAAUUUAAGGGUUUCACGGGGGCUCCGUUCCCAGCGCUUCCAACGCCGCAAUAUAUUCCAGAGCCACGAUCGAGCCAGUCGCAUACUACGGCGCUCUCCUUGAACCACGCCCUCGGGGCCACUAUGUCCACAGUGUUGCGCCUGGCCUGGGCCUUGACCACGGCGCAGUAUACCGGAUCGACAGACCUGGUGUUUGGCGUCGUCACGUCCGGUCGGGGGGCUCCUGUGACGGGUAUCGACGCGGUGAUUGGGCCCACUCUGGCCACAGUCCCUCUCCGUGUCCAGUGGCAGACGAGCGACAGAUUGCGCCCGUUGUUGCGGCGAGUUCAGGAACAGAUGACGGCAAUAAUGCCCGUGGAGCAGGUCGGGAUCUCACGGAUUGCUGGCGUGAGUGACGAGGCGCGGCAGGCCUGUCAGUUUCAGACGCUGCUCGUCGUGCAGCCGUCCGGAGAUUGGUCUUCGGGUUUUCUUGAACGGAUCAAAUCUCCAAGCGACGGCACCCCGGCCGAGGACGCGCAAGUCGACACGUACGGGCUAACACUGGUGUGUGAACCAGAUGCUGACUCGGUGACAAUCCGGGCCAUCUUCGAUGCCUCAAUGAUCACACCACUGCAGAUGUCGCGCAUGCUGCACCAGUUCACCACGAUGAUCCAUGCCAUUAAUGACGAACGGCUGUCUGUCGCACAGUGCCCACUAAGUGCCGAUGACAAGCGAGACCUCAUCCAGUGGAAUGCGCUGCCGGACCGCCCUCGACGGACGAUGAUCGAUCUGUUGACGCCGCGUGCUGCUCAGCAGCCAUCGUCGUUGGCAGUGCACGCGUGGGACGGUGACUGGACGUACGACGAGCUGUGGACACAGGCCUCGGGGCUUGCAUCCCAUCUGGCGGCCCAGAUCCCCGUGCAUGAGAAUUUCAUGGUGCCUAUCCUACUUGAGAAGUCUCGCUGGGUGCCGGUAGCGGUGCUGGCCGUGAUUCGUGCCGGUGGCGCCUUUGUGCUCCUGGAUGCAUCGCAGCCCCGAAGACGCCUCGAGGAAAUCUGCCAGGAGAUCGAUGCUGCCUUCAUCAUCUCAUCCGCGGUGUGCGCGAAUAUUGCAACCACCCUUGCCCCAAAAGUCGUUUCCGUGCCCCUGGAUGGUGCUUUGCCAUGGACAAACACGAACCCGGACGUCCCGCUCCCCGCCGCGGCCGCCCAGGAUGCGCUCUAUGUGGUGUACACAUCAGGCUCGACCGGGCGCCCCAAGGGCAUCGUGAUUGAACAUGGCGCCUUCGCGGCUAGCCUGCAGGCCUACCUCGAAACUGUCAGCAUGAACCCAGAGGUUCGUGGCUUUCAAUUUGCUUCAUACGCCUUUGAUGUCAGUGUGACUGACCUCCUGGCACCACUUGUGGCCGGCGGAUGCGUAUGCAUUCCCUCAGACGAUGAUUGCCAGAACCGUCUGGCCCAUGCCGCGACCGCUCUGCGCGCCAACUGGGCGGACUUCACACCAUCCCUGCUUAGAAAUCUCGAUCCGGAGGAUGUGCCCACAGUGACGACCAUCGUGGUGGGUGGCGAAUCCCUCGCCCGCAGCGAUAUUUCCAAAUGGAGCCCGCACAAGCGGCUGAUGAACAUAUACGGGCCGGCAGAAUGUUGCGUGCUGGCCACCGUGCAACCGAAUGUCACCACAGCCAGUGAUCCCGCCAAUAUCGGGUGGCCCACGGGCGGUGCCUGUUGGAUCGUCGACCCUGCUGAUCCCGAUCAUUUACUACCGGUUGGUGCUGUCGGGGAGCUGCUGAUCGAGGGGCCGAUACUUGGACGAGGGUAUCUUGGCCAACCCGCGCGGACUGCACAGUCGUUCGUGGCCUGUCCGUCGUGGAUCAAGGAGUUCCGUCCCGCUCCCCCUUCGCGGCUAUAUCGCACGGGGGAUCUGGUGCGCUAUGGGCUGGACGGAUCCUUGCAUUUCGUGGGCCGCGCAGAUACCCAGGUCAAGCUGCGCGGACAACGCAUCGAACUAGCCGCAGUAGAGUACCAAGUCGAGAUUUUGCUGCCCAUGGCGCGACAGGUCAUAACUGAGGUGGUCCGUCGUGCGGACACGGACAUCUUGAUGGCAUUCCUUCUCCUCCCAGGGGGAGAAGCAGAACAUAAACUUACUGUCGGUCGCUUCCUGAUUCCCACGCCAGACCAUUUGAGCCGGAUAGAUCAAGCCAGAGACGAGCUCCGGGCACGGCUCCCACGAUACAUGGUGCCCUUGCGCUUUUUGUGCAUCAGAGCGCUCCCUCUAACGAGGACGGGCAAAACCGACCGCCGACGCCUGCGUGAGGAAGCGUCCCAGCUGUCUGCUGAGGACCUAGCACGGGUGUCGGCCGGAUCGCAGAGUCAUCGACGCGCACCAGCCUCGGCCGAUGAGGAGACCAUCCAGCGCCUGUGCGCACGCGUCCUCAACCGAUCUGCCGACGCCAUCGCCUUGGAUGACUCCUUCUUCGACAAUGGCGGGGACUCCAUCACAGCGAUGAAGCUGGCUUCGAUCGCUCAACGACAGGACAUACCGUUGACGGUGGCGAGCAUUCUAGGCAGUCGUCGGAUAUCCAGCUUGAUCACCACACGCGGGGAGCCCCGGCCAGCAAAUCACACCCCUAGCGCCCCAUUCGCGCUUCUCCCCAAGUCCAGUCAGGAGGACAUCAUUCGAGCAGCGGCGCGCCAGUGCGCGGUCCCGGAGACUCAGGUCGAGGAUGUCUACCCCUGCACACCCAUGCAAGAGGGCCUGAUAGCCGGCACGAGCAGGGACCCCGCUGCCUACAUCGGCCAGAUAGACUUGCCCCUCCGCGCGGACGUGGACCGGGAACGCCUGCACAAAGCUUGGAAUUGUACUGCAAUCGCACAUCCAAUCUUGCGCACCCGAUUCGUGCACAUCGAGAGAGCCAUGUGGCAAGUGGUCGUCACGGACCCUGGAGCGUGGGAUCAAUCCCCCGAUGAGGGUUCCGUGAAGAGCAUGUUUGGGCGCCGUUUGGUGUCUCUGAACCUGCUGACGGGCGGCUCACCUGUCGUCCUGCGGCUUACCAUCCAUCAUGGGCUUUACGAUGGCAUGUCACUCCCACAGCUGCUCCGCCAAGUCGAUAUCGCCUACAAGGGCUUGCCGCUGACGCCCUCGCCCUUCAACCGCUUUGUGGCUUACCUUCAAGAGACGACAAACCAUUCCACCAUGGCUGCAUACUGGCGCGAACAGUUCCGAGACGUCCAGGCCGCCAUCUUCCCAGCGCCUCCGACGGCCCGCUACACGCCGCAGGCGACCUCACGGCUGGACCACAAAGCCGCACUACCGGUGAUGCGCUACCGCAACUGUAGCCUUGCUACGCUGGUGCGUGCCGCCUGGGCCGUGAUCGCGGCGCAUUACACCGACGUCACUGACGUCGUCAUGGGCGUGACCCUGGCCGGUCGCAGCGCGCCGGUGCCGGGGAUCGAGGCCCUCACAGGGCCCACGUUCGCCACCGUGCCCGUGCGAAUCCAGCUGGACCCGUCCCAGUCGCUGGAUGCCUGGCUUCAGCAGGUCCAGGACCAGUCGACUAGCAUGAUCCCUUUCGAGCAUACGGGCCUACACCACAUCCGCCAGCUGGGCCCAGACGCGGCACGUGCCUGUCGCUUCCAGACGCACCUCGGAGUCCAGUUCCCCGAUGACGACAAUGGAGAAGAAGACAAUACCACUGGAAAUUCAUCCGUCUUUGUCCAGGCGCCUGCCGGGCGAGCGCCACCGGGCGUCUUCGCCAGUUACGCCCUGGUCCUGAUUUGUACCCCUUCCGCUGACGGACGGUCGAUACAUUUUGCUGCGCACUAUGACCCGCACGUGCUGGCAGCGGACGAGACCCGUCGUCUUGUCGUGCAGUGCGCCGGUGUCCUACAUCAGCUUGUCGACCGCACCGUGCCACGGGUGCAGGACCUACAGAUUCUGACACCAGAGGAGAUCUCCCAGCUCAGCCGGUGGAACGCGGAGGUGCCGGAAGUCGAGCGCCGGACGCUGGUCGAUCUUAUUGUCGCGCACGCGGACCUACACCCAACAGCACCCGCGUUGGUGUUCGAGGAGACAGAGACAUCUUAUGCGGAGAUGUGUACCACAGCGUGGCGAUUCGCAGCGUACCUCCGCACCCGCGGCGUGCGGACGGAAACCAUCGUUCCGCUAUGUUUCCCAAAGGGUCCGUGGACAGUGAUCUCCCUGUUGGCAGUUCUGAUGGCCGGGGGCUGCUGUCUUCUUCUCGAUGCAGGCCACCCGCGCGCGCGCCUGGCGAGCCUCGUGCGCCAGGCGGGGAGUCACCUGGUUCUGGCACACCCGACGACCGCCGGCCAUGUGGUGGAUGAAGAAGGGGUGGAAGUGGUCGUCGUGUCGCCUGAUUUUCUCGCAGCGCUGCCCCCUCUCGAUGAUGUGAUGCGGUCGGAUAGCAGCUCGGAUGGUGCAGCCUUCCUCAUCUUCACUUCAGGCAGCACCGGGCAGCCCAAGGGCAUUAUCCUGGAGCAUGCUCAGCUCUCCACAAGCAUCCGGUACCAUCGGGACGGGAUGCGGAUGAGUCGCGCCAGUCGCAGCCUGCACUUCGCCUCGUAUGCCUUCGAUGCCAGCAUCUAUGAGAUUUGCAGUACAUUGGUGGCGGGCGGUUGCGUCUGCAUCGUCUCCGAUCAAGAUCGCUUGAACGAUCUCGCCGGGGCGAUGUGCCGGCACAGCAUCAACUGGGCGACAUUGACCAAUACCACCGCACGCCUUCUGCAUCCGGCGCAGGUGCCAGACCUUCAAACGCUAGUGUUAGGCGGGGAAGCCGUCACCCAAGACGUUGUCGAUCGCUGGGCGGCGCACGUCACGCUCGUCAAUGGCUACGGUCCAGCGGAGGCCACCAUCUGCGCGCUGGGUGACAUGCCCCCCGAGGGCUGGCGUCCCGGCACCAUUGGCACUACAGUGGGCGCCGUCAGCUGGAUCACCACUCCGUCUAACCCGGAACAGCUGGCGGCCAUUGGGGCAGUAGGGGAGCUCUUGCUUGAAGGCCCGGUGCUCGCCCGCGGCUACCUCCGUGACCCCGAAAAAACUGCCGCGGCGUUCUUGCAGGGGCUGCCGUGGCUGACACGCUUCCGACACGGUCGUCGAGACAUCCGGGUCUAUCGAACGGGAGAUCUGGUGCAGUACACGCCCCAGGGUGAAUUGCGCUAUGUGGGGCGCAAAGACACUCAGGUCAAACUGCGUGGGCAACGCAUCGAGCUGGGCGAUAUUGAAUGUCGCCUAUCUCGCUGUAUGCCCCACGCUCGCGAUCUUGCAGUAGAGGCGAUUACGCCAGUCGAUGGCGCCCCGAUGCUGAUGGCGUUUGCAUAUUGCCCCGGCGAGGUUACUGAUGAUGAUCUCUUACCCCCAUCCCUCUUCGCUGCGCAGUCCGAGUCCUUUCGUCGCACGGCCAAUACAGCCCUAGAGGAUCUCAAACAAACCGUACCGGGCUACAUGGUGCCGAGCGUCGUCGUACCACUCCGCCGACUACCUCUCACACCGACCGGUAAGACCAACCGCCGUCAACUACGAGAAGAGGCAGCGGCGCUCUCUCGCGACGACAUCGCCGGGUACAUCGCCGCGGUACAACCGAUGCGGAUGCCCACCACCCCGACCGAGCGCUUACUCCAGGGCAUCCUCUCCAACGUUUUUGACAGACCCGCCCAGGAAAUCAGUAUGGACGCUGACUUCGUCCAGCUUGGGGGUGACUCAGUAACCGCCAUGAAAACCGCCGCGCAGGCGGGUCAUCAGGGCCUUCCACUGACUGUUGUCGAUCUGCUCCAAACCCACAAGUUGAGCGAACUGGCCGCCAGGCUGGCGCAAUGCAAGCCACCGGGAUUAUUAUCGGCCCCCGAGCGCCCGGUACCAGGCUCAUACUUCGGCUUCCACACGCAGCAGCAAUUCGUCCAGAGUGUUCACCAGGAGCUACCUCGAGCCUUCACAUCUACAAACGAGAUCGAAGAGAUCCUGCCAGCAACCCAGGGCCAGGUGGAGAGACUGAACCGUCCUGUGUUCUAUCUGAUCCUGCAGACAGCCGGUCGUGUGGCGCCGGAGCGUCUGGUGGCCGCCAGCACGGCGCUCAUCCAGCGCCAUAGCAUUCUCCGAACCGUCUUCUUUCCCUACCGCGGUCACGUCGUCCAGGUUGUCUUGCAUCGGCUGAAUUCACCAGUCGAAUCCGUCACCUUGCAGGAUAUGUCGCCGUCCGCGGUGGACCAGCAUUGUGCUGCGGACAGUCCCCCCACGCCAGUAUUUGCCCAGCCUGCAACCAAAUUCAUCGUGGCCAACUCUGGGCAGUCGACCAGUGCUCUUAUCUUGCGUCUUUCCCAUGCUCAAUUCGACGGCUUGUCCACAGGAAUUCUGUGGGAGGACUUGGUCGCGCUGUACCAUGGCCAGUGCCUGCCCGACCCCGUGCCCUACACCACCCACCUCUACCGCUGGCUAGCUGCGUCCACGCCAGCAGCGCUAGACUACUGGCGCUCCCUCCUGGCGGGUAGCCAGUUGACCACCAUUUCCCGCGAAACGCUCGCUGAAGAUUCCGAGAAGCAGUUCCUCCUCGCCCAUCGAAUCGUUCACGUCCCCGAGCUACCGGCCGGCAUCACCAGCGCGACGAUGGCAAAGGCCGCCUGGGCAGUCACCUUAGCCCAGCACACAGGAGAGAGAGACGUCGUCUUUGCCCAGACGGCGCAUGGGCGCCACGCGGCGACGGCCCACGCCGUGGGCCUCUGUAUCAACCAGCUGGCGGUGCGCGUGUCGCUGGCGGACCUCGCCACGGGACAGGAGGUCCUCGACCGCGUCCACCAGCAACACAUCCAGUCACUGCCAUUCGACGGUCUGGAAUACGCCGACGUUGUCAGGGAGUGUACCCCCUGGCCAGACCACGAGCCGGGGGCCUCGGUGGUCACCCACCAGAACUUCAGCCUGGAAAAGCCGCUCGAACUAGACGGGGUGCAGUGCCCCCUGCGCAACUGGACCGUAGAUCCUCCUCGCCCGGGCAUCGCGAUCGAAUCGACCCCCGGGCCCGCAGGACAGUGGCACCUGCGAUUGUCUACGUCAACGGGAACACUCGACCAGAGCGAAGCUGACAGCUUGUUGCGACAGUAUGAGCACGUCCUCGUGCAACUCGCGUCAGCGCCAACCACCUCCCUAUCUCACUUCUUUCCACCCUCAUGA
This is a messenger RNA of Aspergillus candidus, 13362 nucleotides long. RefSeq names its product acetyl-CoA synthetase-like protein. NCBI's taxonomy places the organism in Eukaryota, Fungi, Ascomycota, Eurotiomycetes, Eurotiales, Aspergillaceae. Gene Ontology annotation, biological process: amino acid activation for nonribosomal peptide biosynthetic process; secondary metabolite biosynthetic process. Bases 1 to 13362 code for a protein of 4453 amino acids. Gene Ontology annotation, molecular function: phosphopantetheine binding; catalytic activity. Gene Ontology annotation, cellular component: cytoplasm. The record is from RefSeq and is a predicted model, not a curated record. The transcript is spliced from 3 exons.